This is a messenger RNA of Caenorhabditis bovis, 552 nucleotides long. NCBI's taxonomy places the organism in Eukaryota, Metazoa, Nematoda, Chromadorea, Rhabditida, Rhabditidae. The record is from the annotation of a GenBank genome assembly.
AUGCUGCUUCAUGUCUCAUCACCGCGAUUUCAGCCGUUUCCGAUCUCAUGGAUAGUGUUCCCGAAUUUGUUUGGCUCGAUUGCCUUGAUCAUCGCCCUCCAUAUUAAAUCUCGUGAUGUUCCGAUCAACUACGUGCUGUUGGCAGCGUUUACGACCGUUCAGGCAAUUACACUUGGAUGUUGUAUUGUCUUCUUCGAUGCUAAGGUGAUUUUGGAAGCCGCAAUCAUUACUGGUCUUGUCGUCACCGGCCUCUUCAUAUUUACUCUUCAAAGUAAACGUGAUUUCUCAUCUGGAUAUGCCGUUGGAGGAUCCUUGUUGAGCGUUCUUCUAAUUGCCUCUCUUUUCCAACUCGUCACCAUGUCUCCAGCAUUCCACUUGAUCAUCAAUAUUUGCGGAGCUGGGGUCUUCGUCAUUAUGCUCGUCAUUGACUUAGACAUGGUUAUGCGAAGAUUCUCGCCGGAAGAAUACAUCAGUGCCUGCGUUGCCUUGUACCUCGACAUCAUCAAUUUGUUCAUUUACAUUUUGCAAAUAGUUGCUGAGGCGAAUAAGUAG